AUGUUGUCUACUGUUCCAGCCAUGCUUCCCUCCGACUCCCUUCUCCAUUUCCCGGCUUUCGACGGGGGCUUCACGCCGUGGGAUUGCUCGGAACUUCUUCCAGCAAUUCAAUCCCCAAAACCCACAAUCUCAACCCCAAGUUCUGGUCCGGUCCAGUCUACAAAAACGGUCAUUUCGAGUUCCGGUUCAGAUGACGACCCAAAUCGGUCGGUUCAACCGGACCGGAUGAACCGAACCCAUGCCAAUGCGAAGUCAUGCCCAAAUGAUGUCUCGAACCGGGCGGUUUCUGUGGUGGACGAGAGGAAGAGGAGGCGGAUGAUAUCGAACCGGGAGUCGGCGAGGCGGUCUCGGAUGCGAAAACAAAAGCACUUAGAAAACCUAAGGAACCAGGUGAACCGGCAUAGGGUUGAGAACAGGGAACUGAAGAACCGGUUGAGUUACGUUUUGUACCAUUUUCAGCGGGUUCGGACCGACAACGAUAGGCUCCAAUCCGAACACGUCCUGCUCCGACAGAAACUGUCGGAAAUACGUCAAAUUUUGGUUUACCGGCAACUACAGCACAUGUCUUCUGCAUGGCCAUGCAACACCGUUAUUCCGGAACAAACCCCAUCAUUAAUUGCGUAA
Molecule: messenger RNA, 624 nt
Organism: Prunus armeniaca (apricot)
Lineage: Eukaryota; Viridiplantae; Streptophyta; Magnoliopsida; Rosales; Rosaceae
Source: the annotation of a GenBank genome assembly